Molecule: messenger RNA, 939 nt
Organism: Dictyostelium discoideum AX4
Lineage: Eukaryota; Evosea; Eumycetozoa; Dictyosteliales; Dictyosteliaceae
Exons: 3
Coding region: 1-939 (312 amino acids)
Source: RefSeq, a predicted model, not a curated record
AUGGGUGAAUUUUUACAAAUUAAUGUUCCAGAUUGCCCAAGUGGUUUAAGGAUUAAUGAAUAUUUUAGUUAUCCAUCAAUUUCAUUAAUAUUUGCAUCAUUAUCAAUAUCGUGUUUUAUAUUCGCAACGAUUAUAGCAUUUAAAUAUAACAGUGUCGAUGUUUUCAAUAAAAAGAUACGAACGCAAACAAUAUCGAAUACAUUAUGGAUCGUUUAUUAUUUAGCAUUAGGUUUAAGAGGAGCAUCAAAUACAAUUAGAUAUGCAAUGGAUAAAACUAGGGAAGAACAUGUGGAGGAAGUAUUUUUUAUAGCAAGUUUAACAUUACAUGGAUUUACUGCAUUGGCAUUGACAUUGGCUUUAAAUCAUCAACGUAGAUACAGAUCAACAUCACAACAACAAGCAACUCACAGAGAGAAUGAACCAUUACUUUUACAACAAAUUCAACAAGAGAAUAGAAAUUCUUCAAAAUGGACUACAUCCUUUAAAAAACAUAUCUCUUUGCUAGAGGUAUUUUUCUUGUUAUGUUUUGUUUGUUUUUUAGUUUUUGUUUAUGUAGAAAUAGACAAAGAGAAUACAGUAUUUUAUUAUAUAUUAUUAGCAUUUUUUAUAUUACAACACAUUCCAAUCAUUGUUUUAGUUUUAAUGAUUGCAUUUGCAUUCUCUAGAGAAGGUCCAACUAGAAAGAGUAGAGCAUUUAUAAUUUUAGGGGCAAUUUUUAAUUUAAGUAAUUAUUUACCACUUUUUGUUUGGGCAAAAUAUCUACCAGGUGGAUGUCCAAUGUAUAUCUUUAGUUAUGUCGAUUUAAUUCAAUUAUUUGAUUUUGCAUCAUUAUUAUUUUUCUUUUUAUUCUUAAGAUCAGAAUACGUCAGAAAUCAAGAAGAAUGCAUUUGGACAGCAGUAAGCCAAAUACAAGAUACUUUCGAUUUUAGAUUAUUCUAA